This is a messenger RNA of Raphanus sativus (radish), 488 nucleotides long. Its product is annotated as serine rich endogenous peptide 15-like. The transcript has 3 exons. The record is from RefSeq and is a predicted model, not a curated record. Bases 35 to 262 code for a protein of 75 amino acids. NCBI's taxonomy places the organism in Eukaryota, Viridiplantae, Streptophyta, Magnoliopsida, Brassicales, Brassicaceae.
UUCAUGAAACGUAACAAAGAAAAUCAGUUUUUAAAUGGCAAAUUAUAAAUCAUGUGUAACUGCUCUUUUUCUGUCUUUACUUCUGUGUCUUUCUUCUCAGUUCGGUGUCGCCGAGGCCAAACCCUCCAAACUUACUACCAAGUCUUCGGAUACCCCAUGCGCGAGAAACCCACCAAAUCAGUACCGGCGAGGAUGUUCCGCCCCUGCCCCGACGGGCACACGUGCGAACCACUCUAACUCAACCAAAGGAAAAGGUCCAUAAGUGAUGAUGAACUUAAGUUUCAAGAAGUGAUGGAGAGUUGAAGAAAUAUAAAUUCCAAGAGGAUGUCGAAAAAUCAAGUUUAUAUACGGUUGUGUAAUUGUUUACAUAUAAAUGUUUAAAUAAUCAGAGCUAAGCUAUUCCAAAGUGUAUGUGGAUUUAAACACAAAAUUAAAUAAUUAUGUGUACACUUUUGAAUAAAUAAAAUAUAUGAUUUUUGACUUAAAAA